Molecule: messenger RNA, 612 nt
Organism: Phytophthora infestans T30-4
Lineage: Eukaryota; Oomycota; Peronosporomycetes; Peronosporales; Peronosporaceae
Exons: 5
Coding region: 1-612 (203 amino acids)
Source: RefSeq, a predicted model, not a curated record
AUGGCGGACGAGCGCUCCGGGUUACCUCGAGGUGCUAGCUUCCCGUCUGAGCAGUUUUCCGCUAAGUACUCCACUAGCGCCUCCUCCAUCUCAGGCGUGCAGCUCGUGUACGCUGCGCGCGCACUACCUCUGGUCUUGACGUCGGGUGUCCCAAGCUCAGCAAUCUUGCGGGCUGUAGUGGCCGGAAUGCCGUUGCAGUCCGUCCCUAGGGCCCAGUCUCUUACACUCGUGUACGCGUCUAGCACCCGCGUUCAGGCGGCAAGUCCGAGCUUCGGCUCGCUUGGCAUCGUGGCCCACUCGACGGAGCCCAACGGGACCUACGACGCGCUGGUAAUCUUGUCAGAUGGCCAAUUACAUGACCUCAAAGGAAAAACCCUGUUCAACCUGCUGAGACUUAAAGUAGAUGUGUCUAUCGAUAAGCGAGGAUUCGCUAUCAAUGCGUCGGAGCAUUCGCCUGGAGCCAAACACGACAUUUCAAAGUUUAAGGACUGCAAAGUAUUUCACUUGGCAAAACUGGUCAAUCCUUCUGAUGACGACUCUCCUCUAGAUGAUGGCCCGUUGCGUGAAAAAAAUCCGAACGAGUGGUCUCUUCUGGCCUAUAAAGGCUACUAA